AAUAAUAAAAUUUUACACUACGAAUUGUGACGAAUUGGAAGAGAAUUUCAAGCAAUUUUAUAAAAUUACUGCUAAGAAAUAAUUAACUUCGUAGUUUAAUUAACUCUUUGAUACCAAAAAUGAAAACUGUUGUAGGAAAAAUUUGUAAAAUUUUACUAUUUGUGUUAGUUUUUAUGAGCGUCAUAUCACAUGUUGUUCUUGGUCAAUCUUCACCAAAGAAAUUGCAAAUUGGAGUGAAGAAACGUCCUACCGAAUGCCCUAUUAAGAGUAGAAAGGGAGAUCUACUACAUAUGCAUUACACGGGCACAUUAGAGGAUGGCACUGAGUUCGACAGUUCAAUUCCUAGAGGAAACCCUCUUACAUUCACAUUAGGCUCCGGUCAAGUCAUCAGAGGCUGGGACCAAGGCCUCAUGGGAAUGUGCGAAGGAGAGCAAAGAAAGCUGGUGAUCCCUCCAGAACUGGCGUACGGAGAAGCUGGAGCGCCACCGAAAAUACCAAAGUCUGCAACUCUCACUUUCCAUGUAGACCUUGUGAAGAUUGAAAGAAAAGAUGAACUGUAAAUAAAAAAAAAACCAUUA
Molecule: messenger RNA, 578 nt
Organism: Ostrinia furnacalis (Asian corn borer)
Lineage: Eukaryota; Metazoa; Arthropoda; Insecta; Lepidoptera; Crambidae
Product: peptidyl-prolyl cis-trans isomerase FKBP2
Exons: 2
Coding region: 120-560 (146 amino acids)
Biological process (GO): protein peptidyl-prolyl isomerization
Cellular component (GO): endoplasmic reticulum
Molecular function (GO): peptidyl-prolyl cis-trans isomerase activity
Source: RefSeq, a predicted model, not a curated record